Thermothelomyces thermophilus ATCC 42464 is the source of this 895-nucleotide messenger RNA. RefSeq lists its product as uncharacterized. Gene Ontology annotation, cellular component: cytosolic small ribosomal subunit. Gene Ontology annotation, molecular function: structural constituent of ribosome; rRNA binding. The coding region runs from base 99 to 674 and encodes 191 amino acids. NCBI's taxonomy places the organism in Eukaryota, Fungi, Ascomycota, Sordariomycetes, Sordariales, Chaetomiaceae. Gene Ontology annotation, biological process: positive regulation of translational fidelity; translation. The transcript has 3 exons. The record is from RefSeq and is a predicted model, not a curated record.
CCCCCUCGUGCCUCAAUUUUCCUCGAACCUUCAGGGCCCCGUUGCAACUUUGCGAAUUUCAGCUCGGUCGACCAACUUCUGAAAGCCUCAACGACAAGAUGGCGCCGCGUUCGUACUCCAAGACCGCUAAGGUCCCGCGUCGUCCCUUCGAGGCCGCUCGUUUGGACUCCGAGCUGAAGCUCGUUGGCGAGUACGGUCUCCGCAACAAGCGUGAGGUCUGGCGCGUGCUCCUCACCCUCUCCAAGAUUCGUCGUGCUGCCCGUGAGCUGCUCACCCUCGACGAGAAGGACCCCAAGCGUCUCUUCGAAGGCAAUGCCCUCAUUCGCCGCCUCGUCCGUGUCGGUGUGCUUGACGAGUCCCGCAUGAAGCUCGAUUAUGUCCUGGCCCUGAAGGCUGAGGACUUCUUGGAGCGCCGCCUCCAGACUCUGGUCUACAAGCUUGGUCUUGCCAAGUCGAUCCACCAUGCCCGUGUCCUGAUCCGCCAGCGCCACAUUCGCGUCGGCAAGCAGAUCGUCAACGUCCCUUCCUUCAUCGUCCGUCUCGACUCGCAGAAGCACAUCGACUUUGCUCUCAACUCGCCGUUCGGCGGUGGUCGCCCUGGCCGUGUCAGGAGGAAGAAGGCCAAGGCCGCCGAGAAGGGUGACGAGGGUGCGGAAGAGGAGGAUGACGAGUAAAUCCGGGGCGCUUUUCAUCAGAACAAUGGUUGGGACUGCACGGGACGGGCUGCGAAAAUCGAUCUGGGUGGGGACUUUUGACCUCUGCAUCAUGCUCUUACGGCGUUUAUAGUCAAGGGAGUGGAAUGCAUCAAGAUUUGCACGUACGAUACAAACUCAGCAGUCACCAAUCAUUGGAGCCGCCUCUCCUCCUUAAAGGCCAAAGACUACGUUUCCGCCUG